Molecule: messenger RNA, 469 nt
Organism: Pteronotus mesoamericanus
Lineage: Eukaryota; Metazoa; Chordata; Mammalia; Chiroptera; Mormoopidae
Product: small nuclear ribonucleoprotein Sm D1-like
Exons: 1
Coding region: 116-469 (117 amino acids)
Biological process (GO): RNA processing; spliceosomal snRNP assembly
Cellular component (GO): U5 snRNP; U12-type spliceosomal complex; SMN-Sm protein complex
Molecular function (GO): RNA binding
Source: RefSeq, a predicted model, not a curated record
ACUCUUUACAGUGGAGGCCUUGGAGUAGGCCUUUCUGUCCAUUCAUACUCCAGUACAUGGGCCGCCAGUUGUUUUUUGUGCGCUCUCAGACUGAAAACGUGACGGCUCCCUUAGGAUGAAGUUCGUAAGAUUUUUGAUGAAAUUGAGUCACGAAACUGUAACCAUCGAAUUAAAGAAUGGAACACGGGUCCAUGGAACAAUCACAGGUGUAGAUGUCAGCAUGAAUACUCAUCUUAAAGCUGUGAAAAUCACCCCAAAGAACCGAGAACCUGUACAGCUGGAAAUGCUGAGUAUUCAAGGAAAUAACAUUCGAUAUUUUAUUCUACCUGACAGCUUACCUCUGGAUACACUACUUGUGGAUGUUGAACCAAAGGUGAAAUCUAAGAAAAGGGAAGCUGUUGCAGGAAGAGGCCGGGGCCGAGGAAGAGGACAUGGCCAGGGCAGAGGAAGAGGGGAUCCUAGGCAAUAA